This is a messenger RNA of Didymodactylos carnosus, 3090 nucleotides long. The record is from the annotation of a GenBank genome assembly. NCBI's taxonomy places the organism in Eukaryota, Metazoa, Rotifera, Eurotatoria, Philodinida, Philodinidae.
AUGGGAAGACGAGUAGCUAAACACGUAAUGAGAAAUAAGAAAAAGUAUUGGAAAAAAAUUCCCGUUGACGAUAUAGAGGACUAUUUAGAAGAUGUGCGUAUACAAGAAAUUACUGGCGGCAUUCGUUCGGAACAACCUGAUCAGUUUCUAUAUCAUAUUGAUACUGAAAGACCAUUAGGAUCUGAUUUAAUUCCUCAAUCGACAGUAAUACCAUCUUCGACAAAAAGACGUGCACUAGAUUUAAGUAAUUUGAAUUCCUAUAAAUUAUUGAAACCACAUAGUAAUGUAGCACCACCAUCAAAAGAUUCUUAUCAAAUGAAAAAUCCAGCAUCAAAAAAGACAAAGCGAUUGGUGGAAAAUCUUAAACUUUCAAAUGAAAGAAAAAUGAGAACAAAAAAAUAUCGACAGGCUCAGAAACAACGUUUAGAAGCCAGUGAAGAGCAAGCAUUGGCGAAAGCUGAAGCUAUUGCCACAGAUGAUCCACAUGUAACUACACAGUACGAUAUUUGGGAAGCAAAAGAUUUAAAAAAAGAAACAACAAAAGCUUUAGUUGGAGAAAAUAUGGCCAAUUUCAUCGAUCAAGUAACGAAAACAUAUGACUGGAAGGUACCCGAACAUCAUACUAAGAAACCAUCAGCAAUCCCAGCUGUUAAUUUACCUGAACCAGGAGCAUCUUAUAAUCCGUCGUACGAUGAACAUCAAGAACUAUUGCAAAAAGCACUGACAAUUGAAAUUAUAAAAGAGAAAAAAGAGAAAAAACUUCAUAAUCAAAUGGCAGCAAAGUUUCCAGAAAGUGCCGUAGCACCAACAAGAGAAACAUGGUUGAAGGAAAUGUCAUCCGGUUUAUUUGAUGAAAAUUGGGACGAUAUUGAGGAUAAGAGUGAAGUAAUAGCAACUAAGUCUGUUAGUGUAGGAAAACCAAUUAUUGAUGAAACAAAAACAAAGAAACAACGUCGAAAAGAAAGAGAACGAAAAGGAGAAGAGUUAAAACGAAAAACAGAGAAAGAAAAAAACAUUCGUGAACAUUCAUUAUUCAGGUUAAAAAAUAUCAAAAAAGAAAUUGAUGAAAGUGAGAAACAAUUUUUGGCAAAAAAAUUAGAGCGAAAAAAUCAGAAAACAUUGGACUUAAAAUUUAAUACAAAACGUUUUGGUCCAUAUAAAUAUGAAGAAGCUGAUAUCGAUUUCAAUUUGUCAGAUGAGAUAAAUGGAAGUUUGAGAAAUUUAAAAGCGGAAGGUAAUUUGUUACAUGAUCGUUUUAAAAGUUUGCAAAAACGAAAUAUCAUUGAAUCAAGAGUUCGUGCCAAACAAACAAAGCAAAAACUGAAGCAUAAACUUAUCAUGAAUACUGUUCAAACAGCAGUACUUACAACCGGUUGCAAAAAAUUUUCAUUAAAGUAUCUUUCCUGUUAUUUCAUUAUAAAUCGCUAUAAACAUCGAUUAAAUCAUCCUGGUGUACAUAUUGAACAUGGUAUUCAAUAUCCUACUCCACUUAAAUUACCGGAUGAAUAUUCAGAUCGACCACUCUACCCUCCAAUAAAGCCCAAAUAUCCUCCUGGAUCAUGGGGUACAAUGGAUCCAAAAAAGGCAUGGAUGCAUUAUGAGUGGGGAGAGAAACAUUAUAAAUGUUUAAAAAGUGUCAAAGAACGUUUAACAGUGAUGGCGUAUAUGAAUAUGAAAUGUCAAUUCGAUAAACUUGACGUUGAACAAAUCGAUUCAAAAUUAAUAUGGAUGUUAACUGGACGUUCCAUAGCAGCACGUAGUCUACCAUUUUAUAAACACAUUACACGUACACAUGUAACUAAUGAAUUGCCAAAAUUCUAUGAGAAUUAUGAUGUUGAAAAUUUAUUGAAUUUUAUUAAACCAAUAUUAAUUGAACGUAUAUUAAGUGAAGAAUUAUAUCAAAAACCAUAUACGCCUAUUGAGCAGAUAUAUGAUUCGGGUGCCUACGUUGUACAAAGUAUAGCUGAAGAAGAACAAUUGAAAAAAGAUGAAGAGAAAACCAGAAAAGUUUUAUCAAAAAUAAUACGAACAGUUGUUAAUGUAUUGGCUGAAGAUAAACCAUAUUUGAGACAAGCAUUGAUUGGUUCCGAUGUGCCGAUUGAAGCUUGGUGGAGUCAGUCGUUGAAUGGAGAAGUUUAUGGAAAGGCCAAAUGGCAUUAUGAUCAAAAUACAACAAGUUUUCAGUUUCGUGAUAAAGCUGCUAUACAAGUUAAAACUGAUAAACCAUUGAGAAGUAUUGUUGAUCCAGAUAGUAGUUUAUGUCAGACACCAAUCCCAAAUUGUAUAUACCAUCCUCCAGCAUUCAAAGUAUUUACCGAUCGCUAUUUACCAUCGCAAAUUCCAGGACAUUGGCAUGGCGAAGGACAUGAUUUUAAUUUAUUAACAAUCUAUAGUAUGGAUUCGAUUUAUAAACAUGACAGUUAUUUUGGUGAAGAUGAAAUAUUAACUAGCCUGAUGUCUUGGAUUGUUAAUGCAAGUCAUGCUGAAUUAUUAGCACAAGCAUAUUAUCUUGGAUUUUCUAUGUGGCGUGAGCCUACAUAUCCAUUAAUCGCUCAGACAAUUUUGACUAAUCGUCGUCAAUGGAUAUUUGGUGUUUAUCAAUUAAAUACUACUAGUCAUUAUAAGGAUCUCGAUGCCCAGACAACAUCAAACGUUUGCUGGGUAUCUCCUCUAAUGAAUCUCUAUGAUCGAAUUGAAAAUGGUCAAUUGAUUAAUUUUAAUGAUGAUGUUUUACGUCAAUUAUUACGAUGUAUCUUAAAUGAACCGAUUAUGAAUCCUGAAUGGAAUUUACGACCUUAUGUUGAAGAUAUAUCAAAUUUAGAUGAUCGUUAUCAAAAAUUUAUUCGUAAUAUGUAUGAGUUAGUUAAAUUAGAAAAACAAGAUAAUCGUCUACAUCAUCGAUGGGCUAAAUUAACACGUGAUACAAGUACGUUUCAUCAUCGUUAUGGAAUGAUGACAACAUUAUUUAAAGAUAUUGUAUGGGAUAAUUAUCCGAGAGAGUGGUAUGGCAGAAUAUUGGAGCGUAUUGAAAGAAAAAUUACGCGACCGACAUUCAAAGAUUACGAUUUAUUGACACCAAUUACCGUUUAG